GCAACAGAGGCAUCAUCAUCAUCAUCGUCAUCACCUGCGAAGCUAAAAAGAGUCAAAGCCCUCAAUAGUCCUUCCAGACGUUUCAUCUUCGAAUCACUUCCCUUAAAAAUCCCAACUUUCCGUUUCGGCGUUUCCCCUUCUUGGGAUUCAUCUUUGUAUUCGAAGCCCUAAUUUUUUAUUUUAUUUUUUUGAAAGGUAUGCUUCAGUUUCUCUCUCUAGGGGUUAGGAUGCUAUGAAAGCUUCAUAUGUUUGCAAGCUUUGCUUCCAUAGUUUCUCAUAGUAUUUGAUGCUGGAAACAUUAUGCCGCUGAUAGUUGGGAGAAAUGCAAAGGUAUAAUGCUACCAGCUGCACUAGUGCAAUAGGGGGGAGCUCAGCUAGGGAUACUGCCCGAGCUGAUUCAUCUUCCUUACCACCUAACUACUCAGUAAAUACUAGGCGGCAGUCACAGCUAACAGCAUACAAGUUGAAGUGCGAUAAGGAAUUGCUUAAUUCCAGACUUGGACCGCCUGAUUUUCACCCUCAGAGUCAAAAUUGUCCUGAAGAGACACUAACUAGAGAAAAUGUGCAGCAUGGAUACAAGGAUACUAUUGAUGGAAUUGAGGAUAAUAAAGAGAUCUCAUGCACUCAUGUUCAGACUUUUACCAAGCCUGUUGUUCUGAAGUGUCGAGAUGCAAUCAGAAAAUGUCUUAGGGCCAUUAAUGAAUCUCGUGCUCAAAAACGGAAGGCUGGUCAGGUUUAUGGUUUGCCUCUUUCUGGUUCACUGUUAAGUAAAUCAGGAGUUUUUCCUGAACAAAGGCCAUUUGGUGAAGAUUUCAAGAAGAAAUGGAUUGAGGGUUUAUCACAGCAACAUAAACGUUUGCGUUCUUUAGCUGAUCAUGUUCCUCAUGGUUAUCGGAAGAAAACAUUAUUUGAAGUUCUUAUUAGGAAUAAUGUUCCAUUGCUCAGAGCAACUUGGUUUAUCAAAGUAACUUACCUUAAUCAGCGCCCUGGUUCUUCUGGAGCAGUUGAUAAAAGUCAGUUGUCUCGCACUGAGCUCUGGACAAAGGAUGUUAUUGAGUAUUUGCAGUUCCUUUUAGAUGAAUUUUUUACAAGAAAUCAUUCUCAUUCUAAUCCACAAAGUAGAGAUAGACCACCACAAAUGCUUUAUGCUGGGUCAUUACAGCCCAAGAAUGAUCCAACAUCAGCGGUCUUUGACGGUGAGGAGCCCUCCUUGCAUUUUAAGUGGUGGUAUGUGGUGCGACUUUUGCAAUGGCAUUAUGCAGAAGGAUUGCUUCUUCCUUCUCCUAUCAUUGAUUGGGUCCUUAGGCAACUACAGGAAAAAGAAUUGCUUGAGAUUUUGCAGUUGCUAUUGCCUAUCAUACAUGGAGUUUUAGAAGCCAUCACUUUGUCUCAGACAUAUGUACGUGCUCUUGUUGGGGUGGCUAUUCGUUUCAUUCGUGAACCUUCUCCUGGGGGAUCAGAUCUAGUUGACAAUUCCCGAAGGGCAUACACAAUAUCUGCACUCAUUGAGAUGCUUCGGUAUUUGAUACAGGCUGCACCUGACACCUUUGUUGCCAUAGAUUGUUUCCCUCUACCACCCUGUGUUAUCUCCCAUGCAUCAAAUGAUGGAAGUUUUGUAUCAAAGGCAUCAGAGGAUGUUGGAAAAACAAAAAACAAUUUGGCAGAAGUUGCCUAUGUUCUCAGAAGUAAUGGGAUUGAUUCUCAGUACCAAUCUUUGUCCCUUGAUCAUCUUGUGUCAACUAUUCAGAAAUGUGCAGAUAAUCUUGCAAAGGAAGCAAGCAGUGGAUAUCCUAGUCAGGGUGUAGCUAGAGCUGUGCAGGCCUUGGAUAAAUCUCUACUAAAUGGAGAUUUAAGAGGGGCAUAUAAAUGUAUCUUUGAAGAUCUUUGUGAUGGAGAUGUUGAUGAGGGUUGGGUUUCAGAAAUCAGCCCAUGCUUGAGAUCCUCACUGAAGUGGAUUGGUACAGUUAGCCCAUCAUUCAUUUGCUCGGUAUUUUUCCUUUGUGAGUGGGCCACUUGUGAUUUCAGGGAUUUCAGAACAGGUCCACCUUCUGACUUGAAGUUCACUGGCAAAAAAGAUUUUUCGCAAGUAUAUGUUGCAAUUCAGCUCUUGAAGUUAAAGAUGAGGGAAUUACAAAAUCCAUCUUCAUGGAAGAAUGAGAGGAGCCUAGCAGUCAAAAACCUUGCCAAGAAUAAUAAUCGGCAGAAUAACUAUUCAGGCAGCACUUUUGUAGAGAAUGAUUAUGAAGCCAAAAGCAAGACAAAAAGUAUGGAUGGAAGAACUAGUUCAGCCGAUAUAUUUGAAAGCCCUGGUCCUCUGCAUGAUAUUGUUGUAUGUUGGAUUGAUCAGCAUGAAGGGCAGAAAGAGAAAAGUAGUAUGCGCCUUCAGCUUUUUGUUUUGGAGCUCAUACAUUCAGGUAUCUUUUUUCCCCAGGCAUAUGUGAGGCAGCUGAUUGUUAGUGGAAUUAUGGAUACAACUGGGUCUCCAGCUGACCUGGAUAGAAGGAAAAGACAUUACCAUAUCCUGAAGCAGUUACCUGGGAUGUUUAUGCUCAAUGCUUUGGAAGAAGCUAGAGUAGCUGAAGGGACAGAACUUUCUGAGGUUGUGCAUGUUUAUUCAAAUGAGUGCCGUUUUGUCCUCCACCAACUUCGUCAUGAUCAAUAUAAUUUGAGGGAUGUUCUUGUACCAGCAAGCAAGCAAAAGCGUCAUUCAAACACUGGAAAGGAUUGUUCUUCGCAAACUUCAGGUGAUCAGUGGAAAGCAGUUCAGCCAUUGUCCAAUGCAUUGUCACCCAUGAAGGUCAAAAGAGGUAUGGACCUCGAAGAGCUUAAGGCUUCCAUCUUAGUAUUGUUGCAACUCCCUAGCACAGCUUCUACAUCUGUAGAUACAGGAGUGGAUGAAUCUCAGGGGUGUUCCAAGAGGCCCACUGGGUCAAUCUACAAGAAGUUGGAUCUGGUAGAAGGUACACCUGGGUGUGAAGAUUGUAAAAGGGCAAAGAGACAAAAAUUAAGUGAGGAAAAGGGCACUUCCCUUCAGGUACCUUCACCAAUUCCAUCUGAUGAAGAAGAUACCUGGUGGGUAAGGAAGGGCCCUAAAUCCUUAGAGUCUUUCAAAGUUGAUCCUCCACUGAAAUCAACGAAACAGGUAUCCCGGGGCAGGCAAAAGACUGUGCGUAAAACUCAAAGCCUUGCCCAAAUAGCAGCUGGUAGGAUUGAGGGUAGCCAGGGAGCCUCUACAAGCCAUAUAUGUGAUAAUAAGACCAACUGUCCCCAUCAUAGAACCGAAGUAGACACUCCUAAGUCAUUGAAUGGGAUCAGAACUGUCUGUGAUGGAGAUGUUGUAUCAAUUGGAAGGGCUAUUAAGCAGUUACGUUUUGUGGAGAAGAGAAAUCUUACAGUUUGGUUGAUAUCUGCAGUUAGGCAGCUUGUUGAAGAAACUGAGAAAACUGUGGCCAAGGUUGGCCAGUAUGGUAGGCCUUUUGUUGCUGCUGAUGAGAAGAGCCCUCUGCGGUGGAAGCUUGGUGAGGAUGAGCUAUCUAUUAUACUGUAUCUUUUGGAUGUUUCGAAUGAUUUAGCUUCAGCUGUCAAGUUUCUUCUUUGGCUGGUCCCAAAGGUCCUUAAUAAUUCUAGCCCUACCAUGCACAGUGGGAGAAGUUUUCUUUUGAUGCAUAGGAAUAUGGAAAACCAUACAUGUGAAGUGGGCGAGUCAUUCUUGCUAUCAUCACUCAGAAGGUAUGAGAGCAUUGUAAUUUCAACAGAUCUUAUUCCUGAAGUCUUGUCAGCUAUGAUGAAUCGUGCUGCAGCAGUUGUGGCUUCUACUGGAAGGAUUUCUAGUUCGGCAACCAUAAUUUAUGCUCGGCACUUGUUGAAGAGGUAUGGCAGUAUGGCUAGUGUCAUAGCAUGGGAAAAGAAUGUCAAGGCAAAAUAUGAUAAGAGACUGCUCUCUGAACUUGAAGCUGGACGGUCUCUGGAUGGAGAGUUUGGAUUUCCAUCUGGGGUACUGGCUGGGGUCGAAGAUCCUGAUGAUUAUUUCCGUCAAAAGAUAACUAGUGGAAGGAUAUCCCGAGUGGGUUUGAGCAUGCGAGAUGUGGUGCCAAGACAUCUUGAUGAAGCUUUCCAGUAUUAUUUUGGCAAAGAGAGAAAACUCUUAGCUACUGGUACAGCAAAAGGUCCUGCAUCAGAGAAAUGGGAUGACGUUUAUCAGAUAGCUCAACCAAUUAUAAUGGGGCUAAUGGAAUGUAUGAGGCAGACUGGUGGUGCCGCUCAAGAAGGGGACCCAUCUCUGGUUUCUUCUGCGGUUUCUGCAAUUGUCAAUAAUGUUGGACCAUGUAUUGCGAAGAUUUCAGAUUUUGCUGCUGGUAGUAACUAUGCCAAUCAUCAGUCCUCUGGGAGUUUGUUGAAUUUUGCAAGGCGUAUUUUGCGCAUCCAUUUAACCUGCUUGUGCCUACUUAAGGAUGCUCUUGGAGAACGUCAAAGCCGAGUUUUUGAGAUAGCCCUUGCAACAGAAUCUUCUUCUGCUCUUGCUGCAGUGCUGGGCCCUGGAAAGUCUUCUAGGAAUCAGUUUCAACCGUCUUCUGAAGCUCAUGAUUCCAGCACCACCAUACCCAAUGAAAUUUUGAACAGUUCUGCCAAGGCUGCUGUUGGAAGAACAACAAAAGUUGCAGCUGCUGUUUCUGCACUUGUCAUUGGGGCUGUUAUUCAUGGGGUUUCUAACUUGGAGAGGAUGGUAAGUGUCUUAAGAUUGAAGGAGGGGUUGGAUAUAGUUCAGUUUGUAAGAAGUACAAAAACCAAUUCCAAUGGUAAUGCUCGCUCAGUUGGGACUUUUAAGGUGGAGACCUCUGUUGAAGUUUAUGUGCACUGGUUUAGACUGCUGGUUGGAAACUGCAGGACUGUCUGUGAUGGACUGGUAGCAGAACUUGUGGGUGAACCAUCUGUUGUGGCUCUUUCAAGGAUGCAGAGAAUGCUUCCCAUUAAUUUGGUCUUUCCUCCAGCCUAUGCAAUAUUUGCAUUUGUUAUUUGGAAGCCAUUCAUUUUGAGCAAUAACUUUGCUGGCCGUGAGGACAUUCAUCAAUUAUAUAAGUGUUUGACAAUGGCUAUUGGUGAUGCCAUAAAACACCUUCCUUUUCGAGAUGUGUGUCUGAGGGACAGUAAAGGUUUCUAUAAUAUUGUAGCUGCAGAUUCUACUGAUGCUGAGUUUGCAGCCUUGUUAGAGUUGAAUGGUUUGGACAUGCACUUGAAAACUUUAGCCUUUGUCCCUCUCCGUGCAAGGCUCUUCCUAAAUGCAUUGAUUGAUUGCAAGAUGCCAAACCAUUCAUUUCAGGAUGAUGGCACUCGUGCUUCUGGACUUAGUGAACCUAAAGCUUCACAUAAGGAGAGCAACCCAAAGCUUUUGGAUAAGCUUGUUCAUGUAUUGGACACGCUGCAACCUGCAAAAUUUCAUUGGCAGUGGGUGGAGCUUAGGCUUCUCUUAAAUGAACAAGCUCUCCUUGAAAAGACGGAGAAUCCUGACGUAUCUUUAGUGGAUGCUGUUCGUUCUUCCUUACCCAGUUCCGAAAAAGCUGCUGAUUUUGAAAAUGAAAACAAUUUCAUUGAGAUCCUCCUCACCAGAUUGUUGGUUAGACCUGAUGCUGCUUUACUUUACUCAGAGGUUGUUCACCUUUUUGGGAGGUCAUUAGAAGAUUCAGUGCUGAUGCAGGCUAAAUGGUUCCUACAAGGCCAGGAUGUUCUGUUUGGUCGGAAAACUGUUCGACAACGUCUUAUUAAUAUUGCUGAAAGUAAAGGUCUUUCAACUAAACCUCAAUUCCAGAGGCCCUGGGGUUGGUCUUAUUCUAAUUCCAAUCCUGCUACAAACCGGGGGAAGAAGAAAUAUGAAGCUACCUCUCUGGAGGAACGAGAAGUUGUUCAAGAGAGAAUGGAAUCAAAGAGGCAUGUGAAGGGGUCACACCAAAUGGAUGCUGAAGGCUACAAUGUCACCCAGCAGCAGGUGACUGAGAAGGCUUUCGUUGAAUUGGUUCUUCCUUGCAUUGAUCAGAGCUCUGAUGAUUCACGCAGUACCUUUGCAAGUGAAUUAAUCAAGCAGCUGAAUGCCAUAGAGCAACAAAUUAGUUCUGUUAUGCGAGGCUUAAAUAAGCAGACAGGAACAACUUCAUCUGGAAUUGAAGGUUCUGGUGGUAAGGGUAACAAUCGGAAAGGUAUUAGAGGUGGCAGUCCUGGAUUGGCUAGACGACAGGUGGGAGCUGCAGAUUCUGCUCCACCUUCCCCUGCAGCCUUGCGAGCUUCUAUGUCACUGCGGUUGCAUUUUCUUGUCAGACUUCUGCCAAUUAUAUGUGCAGAUGGGGAGCCAUCAGUGCGGAGCAUGAGGCACAUGCUUGCCUCUGUGAUACUUCGUUUGCUGGGAAGUCGGGUUGUGUACGAGGAUGUUGACCUAUAUUUUAAUCCGACUCCAUUGAAAGAGGGGGAGCUGAUAAUGGAAUCUUCUGCUGCAUCUGCUGGGGAAAGUCUUUUUGACCGCUUUUUGUUGGUUUUGCAUGGGUUGUUAAGUAGUUGCCAACCAAUUUGGCUGAGGUUGACGCCUGCUACAAAAUCAACCAGUGACUUCUCAAAAGGUUUUUCUGGAUUUGAUCCUGACAUGGCAGAAAAUUUGCAGAGCGACUUGGAUCGGAUGCAGUUACCUGAAAUGAUUAGAUGGCGUAUUCAAGCUGCAAUGCCAAAACUGUUUCCUUCUGUCCACUACUGUAUCUCAUGCCAGCCAUCAUCUGUCCCGGUUGCUGCUAUUAGUUUACUUCAACCUAGUAUCUCUGCUGGAUUCUGCUCUGGACCUUUAAUCUCACCUCAAAGACCUGUUCCUUUGGCAAGAACAACAAAUAGUGUAGCAGGAAAGUCCAAGCCAACACCUUUGUCACAAGAUUGUGAUACUGAAAUUGACCCAUGGACACUAUUGGAAGAUGGAGCAGGAUCAGGUCCAUCUUCAAGUAACUCUGCUGUUUUAGCUAGCAGUGACCAUGCCAAUUUUCGAGCCUGCAGUUGGCUCAAGGGGACUGUGAGGGUCAGAAGGACAGACCUCACUUACAUUGGUGCUAUAGACGACGACAGCUGAUCUAAGGUUAACCUUAUUUUUGAGUUGGGACAAGGUUAGCAAAUCCCUUGACCGUGAUUCCUCGUUCAUUUUAUUGUGCAUAAUUGGCACUAUGGCACGGUCCCAUCUUGGCUUUUAUUGUGGGGGUAGAGCUCUUUGAAGAGCCUUAUUUUCACUUGAUCAAAUGGGGAAGAAGAAGGGGAUGGGGUGGCCAGAGACCCUAGUCAAAGGAAAAUGGCAAAAUGAGCUCGUGUAGCCUAUGCCCACCUUCAAACUGCUGACCUUUCCAAUGCUCCGACGUUCUGGACCCUGCACUCCUAGAGCGGUUCAGAGGCUUGUUGUAUAUAUAGUUGAUAAAUUGUUGCGAUUUACCAAUUGAUCCGAGUAAAAUAUCUCGAGAAUGAAAGAUAUGCAGCCUUUUUCAUUGCUGAUCUCUCUGCACGCACAAGGAUGCUGUCAUGUGAAGGCACAUUGAAACUGAACAAUUUGAGUUUAUUUGGUAAAAUUAUUUCAUGUAUCCAUUUCUUUCUUCACUAGAUUUUGUACGAUUAAAAACUGAAGGGUAUGAAAUGCAUGAUGCUUCUAAAAUUAAAAGAAAAAAAAAUAG
Messenger RNA from Rubroshorea leprosula, 7679 nucleotides. Lineage: Eukaryota; Viridiplantae; Streptophyta; Magnoliopsida; Malvales; Dipterocarpaceae. The record is from the annotation of a GenBank genome assembly.